Messenger RNA from Corylus avellana, 1753 nucleotides. Its product is annotated as synaptotagmin-3-like. Gene Ontology annotation, cellular component: endoplasmic reticulum. Gene Ontology annotation, molecular function: lipid binding. Lineage: Eukaryota; Viridiplantae; Streptophyta; Magnoliopsida; Fagales; Betulaceae. The record is from RefSeq and is a predicted model, not a curated record.
AUGGGAUUUUUGGGGACUUUACUGGGAAUCUUUGGUUUUGGAAUUGGAAUCCCAGUCGGUCUUUUACUGGGAUUUUUCCUAUUCAUAUACGUCGAGCCAGGUGAUGAUGUGAAGGAACCAAUUAUUAGACCACUUCAUGAAUUUGACACAAGCUCUUUGCUUGAUAUUUUGCCCGAGAUUCCCCUGUGGGUGAAGCAUCCUGAUUACGAUCGAAUUGAUUGGUGGAACAAGUCGAUUUCUUAUAUUUGGCCUUACCUUGAUAAGGCAAUAUGUGGUAUUAUAAGAAGCACUACCGAGCCUUUGUUUGCAGAGUACAUUGGCAAGUUUCAGAUAACUUCAGUAGAGUUCAAGAGCUUGAGUCUUGGAACUCUUCCCCCUUCAAUUCAUGGUAUCAAAGUGCAAGAAACUCAUGAGAAAGAACUGGUAUUCGAGCCUGUGGUUAGAUGGGCUGGAAAUCCCAACAUAACUCUAGUGUUGAAAUUAUUGUCACUUCAAAUUACUUUACAGUUGGUGGAUAUACAAAUAUUUGCAGCACCACGCAUAGUUCUGAAGCCUCUUGUGCCAACAUUCCCAUGCUUUGCCAGCAUAGCAGUGUCUUUGAUGGAGAAGCCAUAUAUAGACUUUGGACUAAAUUUACUGGGAGGGGAUAUUAUGGCAAUUCCUGGUCUGUAUCAAUAUGUUCAGGAGACCAUAAGAAAACAAAUUGCUAGCCUCUACCUCUGGCCCCAAACUUUUGAAAUACCGAUUCUUGAUGGUUCAAUAGUGGCCAUGAAGAAGCCUGUUGGCAUACUACACGUGAAGGUUGUACGGGCACUCAAACUCUUGAAGAUGGACCUUUUGGGAACCUCUGAUCCUUAUGUUAAACUCACCUUAAGUGGGGAGAGGCUUCCGGCAAAGAAAACAUCUAUUAAGAUGAAGAACCUGAACCCUGAGUGGAAUGAGGACUUCAAGCUUACAGUAAAGGACCCUGAAUCUCAAGUUCUUCAGUUGCAUGUCUAUGACUGGGAGAAGGUUGGGACACAUGACAAGUUGGGAAUGCAAGUAGUUCCAUUGAGGUUGCUUACCCCACAUGAGACAAAAGGAUUUACACUUAAUUUGGUCAAGAAUACAAACCCUAAUGAUUCUCAAAAUAAUAAAUCGAGGGGGAAACUUGUGGUGGAGUUGACAUUUAAGCCUUUUAAAGAGGACAAUGAACGAUUUAGUGGACCUUUAAAUGGGUAUGGAUCAAAGGCAAAUAUAGUUGGCAUGGCAUCAGAUGACAUGUCUUUGCACAGAGCUGGUUUGCUUCUCGUUUUGCUCCAAGGCGCUGAAGAUGUUGAGGGGAAGCAUCACAACAACCCUUAUGCUCUGCUCACUUUUGGAGGAGAACGGAAGAAAACCAAGCUAAUCAAGAAAACCCGGGAUCCAUGUUGGAAUGAAGAGUUCCAAUUUUUGCUUGAAGAGGCUCCUUUAGAGGAGAAGAUUCAUAUUGAGAUCAUGAGCAAGCACAAAGGCUUUGGUUUGCGACGAAAGGAAUCAUUGGGGCAUGUGGAUAUCAAUCUGAACGACGUAGUAUAUAAUGGACGCAUCAAUGAAAAGUACAAUCUGAUCAAUUCAAGAAAUGGAGUCAUACAUGUUGAAAUACGUUGGAAGGUGAUAUGAUCAGACGUGCCAACACUGUAUAUACUUCAGGAUCUUACAUUCUUUUGUUUAUAAAUAUAUAUAUAUACAUAACAUUAAUGGAGUAUAAAGAAAUUUUACUUGUGUGAUUUGU